This is a messenger RNA of Canariomyces notabilis, 653 nucleotides long. RefSeq lists its product as uncharacterized. NCBI's taxonomy places the organism in Eukaryota, Fungi, Ascomycota, Sordariomycetes, Sordariales, Chaetomiaceae. The record is from RefSeq and is a predicted model, not a curated record. The transcript has 2 exons. Bases 189 to 539 code for a protein of 116 amino acids.
GAAGUGUUGGCUUGGAUCGGCUGACGCGUCGCAGACGGUGGGCUAAUACUACGGAAGUAAUGCGGAGGUAGAUCUCGUACCCAACAGCUUUCCGGAACGCGGUUCGAAUUUCAAACCAACGAUUAGUUAGAAAGAAAGCUCUCUUGGGAAGUCCGCGCAGGAGUUGCUCUUGUGCGACUACCUAAUGCAUGGUUUUCGUUCCCUCAUUAUUUACCAGUGUUCCUCUCCUCGUGGUUACUGCGAUAGAGUACCAUGGACGGGCUAGAGCCUCUACCGAGGCUGCGAUAAUACCGAGCAGCGGAAUCUCAAGGUCUUGGCAACCCUUUGGAACUGGCCACUCGGGGUUGUUCCCUUCUCGGGAUCAGGAGAGGCCUGCUUCCAACAUCUCAUUGGGCGGAACCCUGCCUGGCCUUGUCGCUAGCUCGGAGCUCCAUGCCUAUCCGGCCAAGCAAGGCGCUUCGUUCCGAGAGCGUCGACAUUCGGAUCACGGUCCCGGCCGGGUUGUCCCCGAGAAUUCGGCAAGCUAUCGAAUGCAAUAGCUGCGGGAUGCAACCCUGCAAUUAUAGUCCCCGCGAUGUGGCGUUCAACCGCUCUCCCGUUCUGCUUUCAACAGAGUCAUAAUUAGCUGAUUCUUUAUAAGUGUCGCUAUACCC